UAUGGGUCGGUUAUUAACUGAACAGAAUAAAUUAAAAGAGGCUUUGGAAAUUUAUAACGAAGCUUUACGGCGAAGACCAGAUGAUUACGCUCCUCAGAGCAUUUAUAAUAUGAUAGGAGAAGUGUACUCAAAACUAGGGAAUAUGCUUGAGGCAGAGAAAUGGUAUCGAAAAGCACUGCAGGCAAAAGCAGAUCAUAUUCCAGCUUUUUUGACUCUGGCAAGACUCUAUCAGCAUCGAGGAAAUUUUGACAAGGCUGAAGAUUUAUAUAGAAGCGCUUUGACACUAGCUCCAGAUGAUUAUUCCGUAUACGAACACUAUGGUCAGUUUUUAGGAGAUAUGAAUCGCUAUGCAGAAUCAGCAAAGAUUCUUGAACAGGCCAUUGGAUUAGGAAACAACGAUUUUCAGUUAGUCUUCAAUGCAGCCAAUACCUUAAGACAAGCCAACGAUAAUGAGAGAGCCGAAGAGUAUUAUAUUAAAGCGACAAAAAUCAGUCCUAAAGAAGCGGCCGCUCAUAUGAAUUUAGGCGCCAUCUAUCAUUUAAAUGGCAAGCUCCUGAAGGCCGAAGAAAGUUAUCUAGAAGCGUUACGUUUAAAACCAAAUGACUCUGUUACUUUAUCAAAUCUUAAGAAAUUACGCAAUCUGAUAGCUGCCAAAAAAUUAUAA
Messenger RNA from Dimorphilus gyrociliatus, 664 nucleotides. Lineage: Eukaryota; Metazoa; Annelida; Polychaeta; Dinophilidae. The record is from the annotation of a GenBank genome assembly.